This is a messenger RNA of Gryllus bimaculatus (two-spotted cricket), 5847 nucleotides long. Lineage: Eukaryota; Metazoa; Arthropoda; Insecta; Orthoptera; Gryllidae. The record is from the annotation of a GenBank genome assembly.
GAGAGAAUCUCGACAGUGUGUUCUGCUCUUUUACGGCAGCUUGCGACCGAGCGGGCGGGGACGUCGGGCCAGCUUCGGGGGUGAAAAGAAGGGGCGUGAUGUUCGCGUCACACGGGUUCGGGUGUUCUGCGUUAGUAAGAAGUAAGGUGACCCAUGCAUAACGGAUUGGAGAAUGUAGUUAUUUUCGUUUCAAAGGUGAAAUAGAAUAUGUUGUGUUUUUCAUAUUGCACCUUUUCGUCCUAUUUCCUGCCUGCUCGCUAAUACCAGGUACCUGUCGGCUGUAUUGUGAAUCAAAAAAAGGCAGAUCUCAGCUGUUCACAAAUAAAUAAGUACCUACGGUUCUGCAAUAGUGUCAACAGAGUGUCAUUUACUUCGUGUUGAAGCGAAAGUUUCUUAAAUACCAUGAGUCUGAACCGCUCUGUGUAAUUAACCUUUAAAUAAAUGAACAAUAAGAAUCACUUGUAUGAAAUCAGUAGAAAUGGCAAAAACAGAACAUUGUAUGAAUGGAAAAGGACAUUUGGGACUUACAACCAAAGAAGCAUUGAACCGACUUCGAAGUGAUAUCAAAAGUACAAUUGAUGAAUAUCAACAAACACAUUUGAAGAGAUACAGCUGUCUUCCUUUUGAAAGUCUGUUUGUUCUACUUCUUUUAUGUGUCAACAUAUAUGUUGCAUUAAGGGAGAAUAAAUUACGACAUACUGAAAUCCCUCAAAGGGUGUGUAAUCUUAUCGAAGUUUUAGAAGAGGCAGAAAUGAAAUGCUCUUGGCUUCCUGAAAACUAUCCACAUUUGUGUUCUCCAUAUUCUCCUUGUAUUACUCUCCAAUGGACCUACCGAGAUGGAAAGUUAGUUAACUUACCAUGGGCUCUUCUUGUACGUGGAGAUAUAAUUGACAUCAGACCAGGCCAACAAGCACCAGGAAACUGUAUUCCAAUAGAUGAUGAUGAUGCCCCUGUUUUACAAGCACAUGAUGUUUACGGGCCUACAACAGAUGCAAGUCGAGAUGUGUUCAGUGUUCCUACUGCACGCACUCCUUUACAAAAUAAGAAGUAUCAACUCGAGGAGACCCCCUAUCUCAAUAAUCUUCUAAUAGCCCUUAAAAUGGCUUUAUCUAGACCUGUUACAUUACAUAACAAUGAAAGACAUCGUCUCAUUAUAAAAGAUCUUGAGCAACACUGUCUGUUUGUUGUGUUGGUUUGUGUUAUUCUAGCCAAUAUUUUGCACUACUUUUAUCUGAGUUCUUGGCUGGGAACAGGACAUUGGACUGAAAUGUUCCUUGUCCUUCCUGCUAUCACAUCACUGCCUCUGCUUCCUCUCAUCUUCCCUACUGCAUGGAUUCUCUUGGACUUGCUUGGCAUAGCUCGUAUUCAUGCAGUUUUACAUGCACCUAAGGAGGCACAGAUGGAAAUGGAUCCUUUUGAAGAAACUGAUUUGGAAGAGCCAAAACAUGCUGCUCCAGAUAUAAGAUGGCAAGAUGUCAGACAUUACUUCUUGCAAGUCAUUAAAGGACAUGGAGAAAUUCUCUGUCAUUCUACUAAUCUUCUCCAUGUUUUAGGUUCUGUGACAGCUUUGUGUUGUGUUGACAAGAAAGGAAUCCUUUCAUGGCCGAAUCCUACAGCAGAGAAAGUUUUCUUCCUUCGAAAUACCAGUGAUAGUUCAUGUUCAUCAAGUGCCAGUAGUGUCAUUGGGACAAAUGCAGAAUCGAAAGCUGAAGAUGAAGAUUACACAGCAUCACAAACUGUUGCAGAAGUUCUCGAUUUGACUCAUGAUCACUGCAGCCCUUUUCGUCUUCAGUUUGAUGAUCAAGCAUGGAAAAAACAUUUAAAAUCUCUUAAACCUCUUGGCCUUGCCAUUCUUCUGAAUACUUGCAAUAUGUCUACUCAGGAACAUUACACUCAAUUUUGUUCUCAUAUUACAUGUGAAGCUUUGCAUAAUGAGGAUGUUGUACCUGUUACUAACCGUAGGAAGCUGAGUGUUUCAGAAGAUCAAGUUCCAGGGAGCAAUAAGUGCUUAUGUGAAUUAGCUAAACAAAUUGGAUUUAUGGACCAAGCACAGGACAUAUUUAAACUCGAAGAACAGCUAUCAACAUUUAGACAUGUACAACCUGAAAUGGUUAGAAGAGAUAUCAAAUUUGCUCGUUCUCUUUCUAUUGCAAAGUUGAAAUUCCCUUUUCCACAUAUGGUCGCAGUAGUGGUGCGGGAACAAAGUCAUGGAGGUCUGCAAUUAAUGGCUCAAGGCACUGCUGAUAUUAUACUUGAUUCAUGUGUAGAGUUCUGGGAUGGUCAUGAUUUAUGUCCUUUAUCACAAUCUGACAGGAAGAAAGUCCAGGAUUUUUAUCAACGCACUAGUCUAACGGCAUAUUGCACUGCAUUUGCUUAUCGACCUCUUACAAAAGGUGUGAACAGUCAGAUGUCAGAAGUUUAUUUGGAACUUCCAGCUGAUAGCAAGCAUCUCUACCUUCCUCAUCGCAGUCCUACCCCUUUAGCAUGGGAUUUUCGUAAUGUAUUAGAUCCGCGAAACAAAACAUUUUUGGGACAGUUUCAUUCUACUGAUUCAUUAUUGGGAAACACUACAUGUGAAGAUGAUGUUAAUGAUGUAGAAGGGUGUUUUGAAUUACAGUGCAAUCAGGUUUUUAUUGGUAUGGUGACAAUGCAAUAUCAAGCGCAAAUUGACAUGGUUCGUCUGAUUGAGCAGCUGGAGCGAGCUUGCAUCAGAUUUGUUCACUUCAGCAAAGAAAAUGAAUUGCGGUCACGUGUUUUCUCUGAGAAGAUGGGUUUGGAAAGUGGCUGGAAUUGUCAUAUUUCUCUUCUAAGUGAUCGAAGCAGAUCAGACAGUGGCCAUUCUGAGUCAUGGUUCAACACACCUAUGGGGCUGGGCCAGCAUCUCUCUUCUCCCUCAUCUCUUCCUAAGUGUUCCACCCAUCAGCAUCAGCAGGAUGGCUGUGCAGAGGAGGGGGUCAGCCUGCUAAAUCCACGCUCAACCUUUGUUAAUUCCCGAGCACUCAGUUUGUCAGCCCCAAGUGCGAUUAAUCUGGAAAUGGCUCAAGUGAAAUUUGAGGAUGAGACUCAUAACUGGGCUGAAGAUCGGUGUGCAUUAAGUCAAAGAAAUGAUCAUGUUACCAGUCAAGACAGUGUGUUGGUUCACAGUGUGGAUUUAACACCACAGCAAGAAGCUUGGCGAUCAUUAAGUUGCCUCACGGACAGUACUGAACAAAGUGCUCCUGUUAAUUUUGAUUUGAGAAACAGGGCCAAACUUCCAAGGGGAAUUGAGAAAAUUCGACCUCAUCUUGAACAAAUUGACAAUGUUCCACUUUUAGUGUCUUUAUUUACGGAUUGUACACCUUCUGUGACUCGUGAAAUGUUGAAAAUUAUGCAAGAUUAUGGAGAAGUUGUUUGUGUGAUGGGAUCAUCUGCCAAUGCAGAAAAUAUGCCAAUUUUUAUGCAAGCUGAUGCAAGUUUGGCAGUAGAACCUUUGUAUCCUCAAGUAUGCCAGAAAGUACCAGUCUACAAACAAACUACAACACAACAAGGCCCUUCUCCAGUUGAACUCAGCAGAGCUCUAAAUUCAAUUGCUUGUUCCAUCAGUUUUCGAAGAGAAGAUCCCAUAUCAAUAUUUCACUUGAUAAUGGAGUGUCGACAUCAUAUGCAGUGUGUUCGAAACUGUAUGCAGUUUUGGAUGUGUUGUGCUGGUGCUGUGAGUGGAAUUCAAGUUUUAAAUAUAUCACUAAUGUUGCCACCAAUAUUUUCAUUUGGGCAAGUUUUGUGGUUAGUAUGUGUGAUUAUCCCAAUUUUAUCUCUUUCUCUGGUUGGAAAACCAACUGAUCCUCAAGUUAUGCAAAAAGCUACUGGCAAGAAUCAAAAUAUUGUUAAUACAGAGGUUAUCACGUUCUUAAUGUGGUGUUAUGGAGUGAAAUUUAUGAUUAGUAUAUGCCUUACACUUCUUUGCUAUGGCCUGGUUCUUUCUAACUUCUGUACAAAUAUAAUUUUGGUGACAAAUACUACCAGGUCAAUGGUAUAUCCAAUGCCAGAUGCAAUGUGGGGCGGAUGGCAGGAUUUUCAGUAUUGUUGGAUUGUUGCUCAGCACAUUGCCAUUACCAUGGUAGUUCUUCAUUUUGUUGCCCUGUCCAUUAGUUUUGUUCAUCGAGACCAAUCUAUUUGGACAAGAAGUCCUCAUGACAAUAAAGUGUGGCUUUUUGCAAUCUUUUCAGUACUUUGCUUGCAGUGCAUAUAUUCCACAAUAGUUCUGACUGUGACAGAAGCAGAUAGAAUUGAACUAGGAAUUGAACAUAUACCAUGGUUAGUGCUACUUCUAAUUUUGGUCUCUCCUUUAAUAAUUUUCUUUAUUAGUGAAUUGGUGAAGAAAGAAGAGAUCAAAGUCAACGUAAGAUAUCAGAAAAGAGCCCGUUUAGAAUUUGAUACAAAGUUAGGCAUGAAUUCACCUUUCUAACAUCACAAUGGAAACUAGUCUUGGAAUGUAAAUAUUAUGGAUGAACAAAUUUGGUGAAUGAACUAAUGAUAAAAUGAUACUUUGUUCCUUCAUGUGGUGUUAAUUAUGAAAAUUAUCACUGAUAUGAUCUGACAUUCCAUACAUGGAGCUUACUCAAACUUCCUUUGAAAGGUAUACCUUCCACAAUUUGAAUGUUCUUCAUAUAUUGAAUGUUGGCUUUUUGUAGGCUAGUCAUCAAAAUGUGAGAGCCCAAGAAUUCACGGAUAUGACUAUUAAAUCAGUUCCCUCAGUCUUUCUUCCCACCUCUCUUGUACCUUGAGGAUGAAGAACUAUAAACUCGACAAACAAUUGAAAGAGUAUUUUUUGAAGCAAGACAACCUUAGUGUGUAUUUCGCGGUCCAAAAGGAAUAUUCUUUGAGACAUUACUGUUCUACAUUAAAGUUGUCUAAAAUGAAUUACUGUGUUUGAGGGGCAUGGGAAAAAGAUGAUAACUCACAACUAGCUGAAGUCUAAAAAAGUCAUUAAAAUAUUUAAUAUUUCCAGCAAAAUGCAGAGAUGUGCCAUAUAAAUGUGAAUAAAUCUGCAAUACAGUGAACAAUCUGGAAGCUUAUUUUUCUUAUUUCUUGUUUUGCAUAAUGUGGCAAAAUAAUAUAUUUUUACAAAAAUAUGGUUUAGCAACUUUCCCCCUAUAUCUGUCAUUUGUCAUAAAAAAUGAAAACGUGAACAAAUUAACAUUUUUCUACCAUUUCCAUAUUUUGACUUUAAUAAUAAAAUGGUGGUGUUCUUAUUACUAGCAUUUGUUGCGUGUAAUGAAAAAACUGACUUUCUUUUGAUAAUGAAAUAUUGUACAUUAUAGUUUAAACUCGUGUAGGCAAGAUAAGUUAUGUUUCUUUUAAGGCUUGAAUUUUCCUUAAAUUCAUUCUAAUGAGGUAAUUUAGCAUCAAAUGCAAGAAUACAGUUGAACUUGUGGAGACUGUCAAAGCUUAGGACAUAUUCAUGAAUUGAGGUAGCCAGGUUUUAUGGAAGCAAUGCAUUUCCUAUGAAGGUAUAAUUUUAGUAGUCAUAUUUUGAUUAAUUUCUUACUUCUUUAAAAGAUUUUGAAUAUUACUAAUGAAACAAGUAUUAUAACUUUAAAUUCAGAAGACAGAUUCGAUUUUGCCUUAUUUGACUUAAAGAUAUUUUAUCAUGUGUUACAUUAUCAUGUACAAUAAUGUAAUUAUUGUGAAAGAAAUGUAUUUUUGAUGGCCUUUGUUACAUUAGUUCCGUGAACUCAUAACUUUGUGAUAUACAUGUUUAUAAUUAUACACUGUUUUUACCCUGUUGUUGAUUUUCUUUUAUAUUUUAUACCAAGAAUCUGAAAAUUUGACUCCUAAUUAUCAUGUUCAUUAUUGAGUAAAUAAAAC